Laccaria bicolor S238N-H82 is the source of this 745-nucleotide messenger RNA. RefSeq lists its product as uncharacterized. Gene Ontology annotation, molecular function: protein binding; U2 snRNA binding. Bases 2 to 745 code for a protein of 247 amino acids. The record is from RefSeq and is a predicted model, not a curated record. The transcript has 4 exons. Gene Ontology annotation, biological process: mRNA splicing, via spliceosome. Gene Ontology annotation, cellular component: U2 snRNP. Lineage: Eukaryota; Fungi; Basidiomycota; Agaricomycetes; Agaricales; Hydnangiaceae.
AAUGAAGCUCACUCCAGAGCUACUGGCCCAGGCAUCCUCGCAGUUAAAUCCCGUAAAAGAGCGCCAGCUUGACCUCAGAGGAUACAAAAUCCCUGCAAUCGAAAAUCUUGGUGUCACAAGAGAUCAACAUGAUGCGAUAGAUUUCACCGACAACUCUAUCAUUACCCUGGGCAACUUGCCGUUGCUUAAACGACUGCAUACCCUUUUGCUUGCGAACAACAGGAUACAAUCCAUUUCACCUUCAAUCCACCUCUCAGUUCCAAAUCUGACGACACUCGUUCUAACAAAUAACAAUAUUUGCGAGCUUGGCGAUCUAGAGCCUCUCAAAGAACUAAAGAACCUCAAGUACCUCUCAUUGCUCGCGAAUCCUGUGAGAGAGAAAAAAUGGUAUCGCGAGUGGCUUGCCUGGAGAAUUCCUGGGCUGAGAGUUAUAGAUUUUCAGAGAAUCCGGGACAAGGAGCGUUCAGUAGCAAAAUCGCUGUUUAUGACCCCGGAGAAACUACCAACUGCACUUGCGACCACAAUAUCCACGACAGUAUCAGCACACUCGACGAAGGCGGUCAUCACAAUCGACGAACCAAAACUGGCGCCGCUGGCAGGGAAAGCUGGACGGCUGAUGUCAAAAGAGGAUCAGGACAAGGUCAGAGCUGCGAUUGCGAAGGCUACUUCUAUAGAAGAAGUGAGGAAGCUGGAGCGAAGUCUGAGGGAAGGGUAUGUGCCCGAGUUGGAGUCUGUAGGGGCAUAA